Messenger RNA from Aedes albopictus (Asian tiger mosquito), 1973 nucleotides. RefSeq lists its product as uncharacterized. NCBI's taxonomy places the organism in Eukaryota, Metazoa, Arthropoda, Insecta, Diptera, Culicidae. The record is from RefSeq and is a predicted model, not a curated record. The transcript is spliced from 3 exons. The coding region runs from base 243 to 1925 and encodes 560 amino acids.
GCUUUUGCCGGUCGGUACGUAAGUUGCUCUAAAAAUAGUUUUUUUUUUUUUUUUAAUUUGUAAUUUGUAAUUUUAUUAGUGAUAACGUAAACCUGGUAGUUACAAAACUAUUUUUCAAGUCAAGGAAAAAUAGUUGACUAUUUUUUAAAUUUUAAGAUUCCUUGUGUAUUAGAUUCACAAUAUUUAUUUGUGAGAGCAACUUCACAACUGGCUAAGUUCACACAGUGCAAUAAGUAACAAAAAUGUCACAUUUCAUUGCGGAAAUCGGUGGCUUUCAGGAACACCAAAAGGACAUAUUGCUGCAAGUUUUAAACUCAAAACGAUUACUAAUUGAUCAUGUCGAAAUACUAGAAGAGUGCUUUGAGCAAAUCACGCAGACUGGAUCACAUUCAUACUUCUCUGCAGGCAAGCUAGCCGCUCUGGGAUCGAUUCCCAUCGGAUUUUAUUUUCUUCCUGCCAACACUAAAUGGCUUUAUCCGAUUUCCACAUUGAUUGCCGCUUAUGGUGCAUGCUGCGGCAUAAAAUACCUCAACAAAUAUCGAUACCAACGGCAGCGGAAGCAGCUGGAACAUUUUGUUCACGCGUUGGAGCAGUUUGAAAUGGCUGUGAAGAAAAAUCUUCUCUUCCUGAACGAAAGUCAACACCUUCGGGGUGUGCAGGAUUCCCUAGAUAAAUCCGGAUUCGAAAUGGGUUCGUUCGUUGGCAACUGUGCGAGCUGUUGCAUUGAGACCGUCAAGUUGAUUCACUCUGCUGUGAAGCGAUUGGAGAGGGAAUGUCCGCUGACGGAACGGUGGAAUAGCUUGUACGCGCCAAUUGAGUCACUGGAAGAUUGUGAACUGUUCUCCGAGGGCGCCGUUGAGAACGCAAGAAGUUCCCGAGCGAUAAAGGACUACUACAACGUAUUCGCGUACAUGCAAUCUCAGUUCCUAACACGGCUCGUCCUUUCCAUCGCUUGUGGCCUAUCGGACUUAGACCGGUGCAACCUUCCGGAACUAAGUUCAAAGCUGAAUGAUCAAAAAUCGCUAUGCUUAUCACCACUUACUGCAAUACUGGACACUAACCGAAAACGUGCUCCCCGAGUUGCGGUUAAUUCGCUUCCACCCGAACUGACUCAUCUGCGAUCACUGUCGUUGAGUUUGUCCGCCAAGCUUUACAGUACCGUCUAUCGGUAUAAUGAAAUCGAAAGGGUUUUAGAUGAAACAGUAUCGGGUCUGGUGGAUAACAAGGAAGUAGGUCAGUUACAAGACCUAGCCGUAUCAAUGGAAGCCGUCAUGAACGAUCUCAGUGCUUCCACCGAAGAAUGUCAACGACUGUUAAUCACAAUGAAAAAACUGAUCAAUAAGGAUGACAAUGAAAGUCAGCUUGAAAUUGAUGCUAGAUUCACCGAAAACUCAGAGCAACCAUUAGAUAUGCCUCCUGGUGCAGAUCGAGUCUAUUGCGAGCAGGACAAACCCUGUAUCAAAGAUGAGUUCUUCGCUGUGGAUGGGACCGAACACGAUUGUCUGGCAGAAGACGACCGACGAUCGGUGCCAACUAUCGAUGAUCUGGAAAGCAUCAACUCAAGAAUCGUUAAGCGACACUUUAAGCCUGUUUUGGUGCAGCUGCGGGAACGGAUCGAACCCAUUGGUGUUGAAUUUAAACAACGGGAAAGGCAGGCGCUAAAGGACAAGGGAAUCAAAAUGGUUGACUCGGAUGAGGAGGCCAGCGACGAUGAAGGCAGCUUGGACCAAGUACCUGUAAAGAGGACGGUUUACGGUAGCGACUCGGAAGACGACCAAGAGGAAGAUCAGCGCAAUGCAAUCAAGUUCGAGAAAAGUGUUCAGCGGUACGAUGAUGUUCGAGGGUUCCUGGCUGCUAAGGAGCAGAUUAAUAUUUUCGGAUUGAAACCUAUGGUAAGUUUGGUUGACGAAGAUGUGCUUGAAUGAUAGAGAGAUGUAGAACAUCGAGAUACAAAAAGUUACAUCAAAAUUUUA